CGGCCCCGGAGCGCGGCGGGGCCGAUGGCGAGGUCCGGGUGUCCCGCGCGGGCCGCGGGCUCUCGUUCCCGUGGAGCUCCGGAGCGCGGGGACGCGGCGCGCGACCUGCCGAGGGACACAUCUGACAUGUCAUUUGAGGAACUGUUGGAAUUGCAGAACCAAGUGGGAACCAAGGCAUACAAACAAUUGGCAAAUGGAGACAGUACGAAGAAGCAAAGCUCUAGGCAGCCUGCAUGUAUUGCAGAUAAGCACAGGCCGCUGGAAAUGUCAGCCAAGAUCCGAGUGCCAUUCUUACGUCAGGUUGUUCCCAUCAAUAAAAAGGUGGCUCGGGACCCCCGCUUUGACGAUCUGUCAGGGGAAUAUAAUCCUGAAGUAUUUGACAAAACGUAUCAAUUCUUGGAUGAUAUCCGAGCAAAAGAAAAACAGCUUGUGAAAAAGCAGUUGAAGAAGCACCGCUCCGGGGAGCAGCAUGAGAGGCUGCAGCAGCUGCUUCAGAGAAUGGAGCAGCAGGAGACGGCCCAGCGCAAGCGGAAGCGGGAGCAGGAGCUGCGCCUGGCGCAGAAGCGGGAGCGGCGCGCGCUGGCCCAGCAGGGCCACCGCCCCUACUUCCCGAAGAAGUCUGAGCAGCGCCAGUUGGCCCUAGCUGAAAAGUUCAAGGAGCUGAAACGCAGCAAAAAGCUGGAGAGUUUCUUGAGUCGCAAGAGGCGCCGGAAUGCGGGCAAGGACAGAAGACAUCUCCCAUUGAGCAAAAUAACAGAACUGUCUUCAUCUCCUGCCACUGUGUCAGAACAUAUGGAUUCAUAGGGUCGGAUUUGAGGCUGGCCAGUUCUGGUCCUUUCCUGCUGAAGGGCAAGGAUCACAGCCGUUGCUGAGCUGGUCCAGCUCAGAAGAUCCCAGGGCUCUUGGACUCCCCUAAGCUGAGCAAAAGGAGGAGCUGUCGUGUCACGCUGCUUCUGCUUGGAUCUGCUUCAUGGUGGCCUCCUUCUAGCCUUGUCUUAAGCCAGGGGUUCUAGUGCAGAAGAAAGAUGGCCAUGGAGUCUUCACAGUUCCAGGGCCAAGAGCCACCUCAGAAGUAUUCUUGCCAGGUGUGGAGGCCACCCUGAAACUACACAGUGAAUCGCAGGUCAGCCUGGGCUAGAGCAGGACCCUACCUUGAAAAC
Jaculus jaculus (lesser Egyptian jerboa) is the source of this 1160-nucleotide messenger RNA. RefSeq names its product ribosomal RNA processing 36 (gene Rrp36). The record is from RefSeq and is a predicted model, not a curated record. The transcript has 7 exons. Lineage: Eukaryota; Metazoa; Chordata; Mammalia; Rodentia; Dipodidae. Bases 25 to 804 code for a protein of 259 amino acids. Gene Ontology annotation, cellular component: nucleolus; 90S preribosome. Gene Ontology annotation, biological process: maturation of SSU-rRNA from tricistronic rRNA transcript (SSU-rRNA, 5.8S rRNA, LSU-rRNA).